Zymoseptoria tritici IPO323 is the source of this 1490-nucleotide messenger RNA. RefSeq lists its product as uncharacterized. Gene Ontology annotation, biological process: NAD+ biosynthetic process. Lineage: Eukaryota; Fungi; Ascomycota; Dothideomycetes; Mycosphaerellales; Mycosphaerellaceae. Bases 1 to 1374 code for a protein of 457 amino acids. The transcript has a single exon. The record is from RefSeq and is a predicted model, not a curated record. Gene Ontology annotation, molecular function: nicotinate phosphoribosyltransferase activity.
AUGGCCAACACAGCCAACGACACGCCGGAAGGCAUCUUCUCGCUCCUCGAUACCGACCUCUACAAGCUCACCAUGCAAUGCGCCGUCCUGAAAUACUUCCCCGACACCCACGUCCGAUACAAGUUCACCAACCGCACGCCUCAGAUGAAGUUCACGAGACAAGCUUUCAAUUGGUUACAUGCUCAGAUCAGGAAGCUGGAAAUUGUCGAGGUGACAAAGGAGGAAAUCGAAUGGCUGAGAAGGACGUGCAAAUACCUCACACCUGAGUACCUCGACUAUCUACAGACAUUCCGAUUGCGGCCUUCAGAGCAGGUGAAGGCUUCAUUCAUGCCGGACAGUGAUGCCACAAGCGACUCAGUCACAGGUGAGGUCUCCUUGGCGAUCAGCGGUAUCUGGGUCGAGACAAUCCUCUACGAGAUCCCACUGCUAGCCCUCACAUCAGAAGCAUACUUUAAGUUCGUCGACAAGGAUUGGAACCACAAUGGUCAAGUCGCCAAAGCAAAAGAGAAGGCCGAGAAGCUCUUCGAAGCAGGCUGUGUCUUCAGCGAGUUCGGCAGUCGACGCAGAAGAGACUACAAAACCCACGAGAUGGUCAUUCAAGGCAUCCUCCAAGCACAAGAGGAAGCAAAGAACAACGGCAAGAACUGGAAAGGCAAACUCACCGGCACAUCCAAUGUCCACCUCGCCAUGAAACACAACACCACACCCUCCGGCACAGUCGCCCACGAAUGGUUCAUGGGCAUCGCAGCCAUUACGCAAGACUACGCCAACGCGAACGAGAAAGCGAUGGAAUACUGGAUCGGCACCUUCGGGCCAGGCGUGCUGGGAAUCGCACUCACCGACACCUUCGGCACGCCAUCUUUCCUCAAAGCAUUCGCCAAACCCGCUCCUUCAUCCGACUCCAGCAGAACCUCCUCCGCCUCACCCUCACCAACCUACGCACAAGUCUUCGCCGGCGUACGGCAAGACUCCGGCGAUCCCCUCGAAUACGUACAAAUGAUCCGGCAAUUCUACUCCAGUCAAAACAUCACCUCCCCCAAAACGGUCGUCUUCUCCGACAGCCUCAACAUCGACCGUUGCAUUAAAUACAAGCAGGCCACUGAAGCCGUGGGUCUCACACCCGCAUUCGGCGUCGGCACAUUCUUCACCAACGACUUCUGGCAUCUGAGUAAAGAUGAGAAGAGCGUGCCACUCAACAUCGUGAUCAAACUGAGUGAAGCGAAUGGCAACGACGCGAUCAAGUUGAGUGACGACAAGGGGAAGAAUAUGGGUGAUGAGGGGCUGAUGAGGAGUGUCAAGGAGCAGGUCGGGUAUACGGAGAAGAGUUGGAGGGAUGGAGAUGAGGCGCAUCGGUGGGAUAAGAAUGAGGGUUGAUGCAUCGAGGGACAUGCACGAGCAUGAGAGGGUUGCAGGUGAAGGACAGACGGCAUACGACCGAGCGAAGCGUACAUAGCGCAAGAUACCCGAACGACGAAAUGAAGAGCCAAUCU